Messenger RNA from Linum tenue, 2222 nucleotides. Lineage: Eukaryota; Viridiplantae; Streptophyta; Magnoliopsida; Malpighiales; Linaceae. The record is from the annotation of a GenBank genome assembly.
CUGCAUUUAUGAUUCCCCACCAACUUCUGUUUCUGGAGAAAAAUGAUUCCUCGUUCGUUGAUCGCAUCCCUCAUCCGGAUAAAAAAAACAAAAAGGAAAGAAAAAAAAUCCUUUCUCUUCCUUCUCACGACAGUCCCCCACCUCCUGCCACCGCCACCGGCGCCGCCGCUUCCAUCUCGCUUUCUUUCCGGCCCCAAGCUUUCUUCGCUUCCACGCCUCUGCUUCCUUCCCCUCCAAUUUUCCUUGACGUCCACUCUUCAAUUUCUCCGACUAAACGCUAAAACUAGCAGUCCGACCCACUCCAUCGCCAUUGACUUCAUCACUCAUCACUCUUCCUUCCCCCCAUUUUCGACUCUACUGCUUACAAUUUUAAACCAAACUUUCACGCAUUCCCAAGCUUAAAGAUUCCUUCUUUCCUUCCCUCUCUCCCUUGCCUGCCUGCCUCAUUUCCGACUUUCAUGGAGUGACGACGAAGAACACUUCUUUUCACCCACAUUCCACUCUGUUCUUCUCCCAAACCAUGGCAACUUCCUCCGCCGCGGCGUCGUUUAGCUCCCUCCUCUCCCGUUCCCCGACGUCUCUCCGCCGAUGUGACACCAAUUCCUCCUCCUUCUCGGUGUCCUUUCCCGGGAGUGGCGCACGGCUAGCGAGGCUCUCUGUUCUUCUUCCCAAUCCGCCGCCGCUGACGACGACGACGACUCCACUCCAAUCAUCGCCGUUCUCCGGUCGGGUUCGCACUCUGCUCGAAUCCCCGACUCCGAGAUUUAGGGAUUUUGCGGUUCGGUCUUGUUCGAAUGGGAGCCCCGAAGACGGCGGCGGUGGAAGGGGAAAGGAAGGAGAGGGAUCCGGCACCACCGGCGGCAUGAUAAUGGCGAGCUCCGCGGCCACGAUCGGGCUGGCGGUGGCCAAUCGGGUCCUGUACAAGCUAGCCCUGGUUCCGAUGAAGGAUUACCCUUUUUUCCUCGCUCAAUUCACCACUUUCGGGUAUGUGGUGAUUUACUCGUCGAUAUUGCAUGUGCGGUACCGUGCAGGGAUAGUGACUGAUGACAUGCUGGCCCUCCCCAAGUCUCGUUAUGUCGCCAUUGGCGCUUUUGAAGCUGUUGGAACCCUGAUUGGAAUGUACGCGGCAGCAAAUCUACCUGGACCUUCUAUACCUCUAUUGCAUCAGACAUUUUUGGUGUGGCAGCUUGCUUUCUCAAGCAUUUUCUUGGGACGAAGGUACUCAUACGGCCAAAUGGCUGGCUGCUUGCUUGUAGCUCUUGGUGUAGUAAUGGCUGUGUCAAGUGGAUCGAACGAAGAGUCCAUGUUAUCUGGCAGCGAGUACAUGUGGGCGGGUGUGAUGAUACUAUCCAGUGCUCUUCACUCCGGUGCCAUGAUACUAAAGGAAUUCGUGUUUCUUGAUGCUUCUGAAAAGCUCAAGGGGAAAUCGCUUGACAUAUUUGUCGUCAAUACACUGGGGUCUGGAUUUCAGGCUCUUUUCGUGCUUCUCUUUCUGCCCCUCAUGUCAAACUUCAAGGGCAUUCCGCUUGCACAACUUCCAUUGUACCUGAAAAGUGGCACUGGCUGCUUUCUCAAUCUCUGGUCAGACUCUCCAGGCAAGUUCUUAAAUUGCACCGGUGCUCCACUGCUCCCAAUGCUGUACAUAGCCGCUAACUUGACCUUCAACAUGUCCAUGCUCAACUUAAUGAAGCUUUCAUCUGCCGUCGUAUCCUCUCUGGCCACAACAUUAGCAGUGCCAUUGUCGAUCUAUGUUCUAUCGCUUCCAUUACCGUAUCUUCCCGAAGGAUCAACCUUGAGUCCAUACUUCCUGUUCGGGAGCGCGACUCUUGUGUCUGGUCUCGUCCUCUACAAUUUGGCUCCAGCUCAGAAGCAAACUAGUGAAUAGCUUAACAUAGUAAAGAAAACCCUUUUACCUCUUCUAACCUUUCUCAUACCUUGAAUAGCCUUCACUUUAGCUACGUUGUGGCGUUCUCUGUGGCUCUUUGUUUCGGCCGUCUUCGAGCCAGCCUGUUAAGUGUUCCAUCAGUAGUAGUUUCCUUAGCUGCGUUUUAUGUAAUAUGUCUCAAUCGACAUAUAGUUUCUCUGUGGUGGCACGUAUGGAUCGGGAAUUCUAAUGUGCCGUCAAGGUUAAACAGAAGUAUCACAAAUUGGGUUGGUUUUUAUUUUUCGCUGGUUCUAUUGGAUAGGAAUUAAUAAAUUAAUGAGGGAGAGAAAAUAAUUAC